Messenger RNA from Arachis ipaensis, 1356 nucleotides. The record is from RefSeq and is a predicted model, not a curated record. NCBI's taxonomy places the organism in Eukaryota, Viridiplantae, Streptophyta, Magnoliopsida, Fabales, Fabaceae.
AUGAGUCUUACUAUUGAUGCUCUUGGGAAAAUCUCUCCAUGGAAGGAAGCUUGGAGUAUUGAGGCUAAGAUCUUGACCAUUUGGGAAGAUGCUAGGAUUGUUAAUGAAAAUAUGCAGAAACUCUUACAUAUGGUCUUGAUGGAUAAGCAGAUGAAUAUGUCUUCAAGUACAGUCAUACCUAACCCUAGUUUAAGUCUAACUUCUAUGGACCAGAUUCUUCAAAAGCGCAUUGAUUAUGAGUACUUAAUAGACAUGAAUAGUUUGAAAAGGUAUCAGAGACCACCUGCUGUAAUUCUGCAAUCUUUCAAGAUCAAAGUCAAUGGAGGUGAAGAGUUGUCCAUGUUGGACAUGUCUCAAUACGGUAUUGCAAGCCACCAUUUCAGUAGACUCCGUAGUAAUGAUGUUGGGGAUUUAGUAUCUGAUGGACAAUUCUUUGUGGUUGGAAAAAUUAAGGAGAUUGUUGAAGAUCCAGAGUGUUACAAGAUUAAGAUACUUGUUGAAGACAGGACUUCUUGUGGAAUGUUUGUCUUGUUAGACAGUGCAGUCACUAAGCUAUUAGGGAGAACCUGUUCUGAUGUCUUUUUGUUGUUAGAAGAUGAAAUGGAUAGAAUUGAGCACCAGUACUAUCCACAAUUUUUUCAUCAACUCAUUGGAAAAGAAAUUGUUUUCAAAGUUCAAGCAAAGAGGAUUAGUACUCAGGGUUAUUGCGGUACCUUUAAAGUCAUUAAUGUCAUUAGUGAUGCACGUUUUUUCAACAAACUUCACGCUGACCAGUGCAUCAAGGAUCAGAUUUGUUUUUUGAUCGGUGAGAUUAUUGAUGUGCUGAAACAUCAGAAAUGGUGGUACUGCUGCUGUUUGUGUAAUGCACCCGUUUGUCAUGUUGGGAAUGUAUUUUAUUGUUAUCUGUGUAGAGUUGAGUGUGUUGAUGCCAUACGAAGGUAUCGCAUCAAAAUUAUUGUUUUCCAUUCAAAUGGCAGCAAUAUUUUCAUACUUGAGGAUGAUGAGUCAACGGAUGAUUACACUAUUCCGAAUAGCAUGAUUUCUCAGUUGAUGAACAAGAAAAUUGUCUUCAUAGUGGAUCCUAGACCUGUUGAAUAUGAAUUGAAUAUAUCUAUUCACGUUGUUCGUGCAAUAUGUGAUGAUAUUGAUAUUGUGAAGUUUUUGGAGGACUCCACCCGUGAUAAUCAACAACAGACGGUUAACCAUGAUUUUCAUGCAAGAAUUUCGUCCUCACAAGGUUCCAAUUUAUUUGGGAAUCAUCAGCCUCUCACUAUUAGGGAAGAGCUUCGGAGUGCCUUUGGUCAAUGUGAAAAUACUGUUGAGCCUGUUGAAAGGAUGGAUAAGUGUAGUGGCUAA